AUGCCGAUGACCAGCAGGACGCUGGUCGCCACCCUUAGGCCGCAUCCGAGCCGCCUAAGGGGAUGGUACGGCCGUGGCCUCUCGAUCAGGUGCGUGGAAUGCGUGUGGAUCAGGAACCCGUCGGCAGUGGCUGGCGUGGAUCCACGUGGCAUGUCUCUCUGCAACCUUGACCGCUGUCUCCGUCACCAGAAGCACUUGGAACGACCCGCGCAGCGUUGCACCGACGAUGACGUUGCGACUGACUCGUCCAGGUUCAAGGUGGAAAGUCUGAAUAUCAUGCAGAAGUGUCACAUCAGCCAAGAAAACUUGCCACAAGGAGAAAUUGAAGGCAGGAAGUGUGUGAAGGCAGCAGCAUGGAUCAGUGUGAGGACGAGACCGUUCCUCCGGAACAGAAGAGAGGACGAGGAGCUCAGAGAUGUAGACGAUCGGAAGCCCAUUGCUACCAGACUGGACGCAACAGGGUCACUGGUCCAGCUGACUGCCAGACUCAUCUUUGGUUUUAUUAGGUUGGCUGGAGUCUUCUCCUGCCAAGAAGACCUGCAGGUAAAAAAGUGGUUGAAGGGCACUUUGAGGAAUUUGAAAUCCAGUGAGCUGAAGGAAUUCAAGGAUUUCCUGAAUGACGCAAAAGAAUCAGAGGAUGGUUUCAAACCGAUCGAACUGUGUUAUCUGGAAAAGGCGGACAUAUUGGACACAGUAAAUGUGAUGAUGGAGAGGUACUCCUCAAAGACCAAAGAGGUGGCCGAGACGAUUCUAAAGAAGAUCAAAAGUGAUAAAGUGACGGUGCUGGAUGUGUUGCUGGCGACCCGUACUGCCUGUGGUCUCCUGGUCAGGAAGUCCAGGAGCCAGUUGCACAGCGAGGUGCUGAGUCCCAGCUGGUCCAAUAUGUUAAAGUCUAAGCUGAAGAACAAGAACCAGCAUGUGUCUGAGGGGAUUGCUAAAGCAGGAGAGACAACCCUUCUGGAUCAGAUCUACACGGAGCUCUACAUCACAGAGGGAGGGAAUGGAGAAGUCAACAAAGAACAUGAAGUCAGACAGAUUGAAGCAGCUUCCAGGAAACCAGACAGAGCAGAAACAGCCAUCAGACAGGAAGACAUCUUUAAACCCCCACCUGGAAGAGAUAAACGAAUCAGAACGGUGAUGACAAAGGGAGUGGCCGGCAUCGGGAAAACAUUCCUAACACAAAAGUUCAGUCUGAACUGGGCUGAAGGCAGAACCAACCAGGACAUCCAGUUCCUGCUUCCAUUCACCUUCAGACAGCUGAAUGUGCUGAGAGAGAGAAAGUUCAGCUUGGUGGAACUAGUUCAUCGAUUCUUCACUGAAACCAAAGGAAUCUGCAGCUUUAAAGGGAUCAAGGUCGCGUUCAUCUUUGACGGUCUGGAUGAGAGUCGACUUCCUCUGGACUUCCACAACAAUGAGGACAUGACUGAUGUUACAGAGUCCACCUCAGUGGACGUGCUGCUGACAAACCUCAUCAUGGGGAACCUGCUUCCUUCUGCUCAUCUCUGGAUCACCACACGACCCGCAGCAGCCAAUCAGAUCCCUCCUGAGUGUGUCACCAUGGUGACGGAGGUCAGAGGGUUCACUAACCCCCAGAAGGAGGAAUAUUUCAGGAAGAGGUUCAGAGAUGAGGAGCAGACCAGCAAGAUCAUCUCCCACAUCAAGACAUCACGGAGCCUCCACAUCAUGUGCCACAUCCCAGUCUUCUGCUGGAUCACUGCUACGGUCCUGGAGAACGUCCUGGAGAACGUCCUGGAGAACGUCCUGGAGAACGUCCUGGAAACCAGAGAGGGAGGGGGGCUGCCCAAGACCCUGACUGAGAUGUACAUCCACUUCCUGGUGGUCCAGGCCAAACUGAAGAAGGUCAAGUAUGACGGAGGAGCUGCGACGGAUCCACACUGGAGUCCAGAGAGCAGGAAGAUGGUGGAGUCUCUGGGAAAACUGGCUUUUGAGCAGCUGCAGAAAGGAAACCUGAUCUUCUAUGAACCAGACCUGAGAGAGUGUGGCAUCGAUGUCAGAGAGGCUUCAGUGUACUCAGGUGUGUUCACCCAGAUCUUUAUAAAGGAGUGCAACCUGUACCAGAACCAGGUCUUCUGCUUCAUCCAUCUGAGUGUUCAGGAGUUUCUGGCUGCUCUUCAUGUCCAUCAGACCUUCAUCAAGUCUGGAGGCAACCUGCUGGAGGAACAAAAGUGGUUCUUCGGAUGGUGGUUUAAAACAAGAGCCGUGCCUGACCUCUACCAGAGUGCUGUGGACAAGGCCUUACAGAGUCCAAACGGACACCUGGACUUGUUCCUGCGCUUCCUCCUGGGUCUUUCACUGGAGACCAAUCAGAACCUCCUACGAGGUUUGGUGGAACCAAAACAAAGAAGUUCACAGAACAAUCAGAACCUCCUACAACGUCUGUUGGAACCAAAACAAAGAAGUUCACAGAACAAUCAGGGAACAGUUGAAUACAUCAAGAAGAAAAUCAGUGAGGAUCUGUCUACAGAGAGAAGCAUCAACCUGUUCCACUGUCUGAAUGAACUGAACGAUGGUUCUCUGGUGGAGGAGGUCCAACAGUCCCUGAGGUCUGGACGUCUCUCCAGAGAUAAACUGUCUCCUGCCCAGUCGUCGGCUCUGGUCUUCAUCUUAAUGUCAUCAGGAGAAGAUCUGGAGGAGUUUGACCUGAAGAAGUUCUCACGUUCAGAGGAGGCUCUACGGAGGCUGCUGCCGGUGUUCAAAGCCUCCAAGAAAGCUGUGUUGCUGAACUGCAGUUUGUCAGAGAUCAGCUGUUCUUCUCUGGUCUCAGCUCUGAAGUCCAACCCCUCCCAUCUGAAACAUCUGCACCUGAGUCACAACCAGAACCUGCAGGAUUCAGGAGUGAAACAUCUGAGUGGAUUUCUGGAGAGUCCAGACUGCAGACUGGAGACUCUGAGAUUGGUGAGGUGCAGGUUGUCAAAGAUCAGCUGUUCUUCUCUGGUCUCAGCUCUGAAGUCCAACCCCUCCCAUCUGAAACAUCUGGACCUGGGCUGGAACGACCUGCAGGAUUCAGAUGUGAAGCAUCUUUCUUAUUUGGUGAAGAGUCCAGACUACAAGCUGCAGACUGUCAGAUGA
Messenger RNA from Cololabis saira (Pacific saury), 3090 nucleotides. RefSeq names its product NACHT, LRR and PYD domains-containing protein 3-like. The coding region runs from base 1 to 3090 and encodes 1029 amino acids. The transcript is spliced from 10 exons. Gene Ontology annotation, molecular function: protein binding. The record is from RefSeq and is a predicted model, not a curated record. NCBI's taxonomy places the organism in Eukaryota, Metazoa, Chordata, Actinopteri, Beloniformes, Belonidae.